UGUCAGUUAGCUGAUGAUUGCACUGACGAAGGGCGCAUCACAAUUUUUGUGUUCGUUACGAUUGUAAAAAAUUCAUUGAGUGAACGAGCGAUCGCCGCGGUGUGGUGUCAAGAAAAGAAUAAAAACGCCACGACGGGGAACAAAAGAUAAGUGCACUCUCGAGUCGUUGUGGAUUCUGCUACAAAUCAUUGUUACUAGAGUGUUAAUUGGGUGGCAAGUAUUUCGUCGCGUCAGCAGCUACUAACAAGGCGUAUUCUUGCGAUCGGGAUUAGAGAUUUGGAAGGAAGAAAAUUUUCAACCUCUCAGGAAGCUCACAAGAAAUUAAGCUGGUUGAGGCAGAUACGGCGGAGCGUUUAUCAUGGAUAGCAACGGAACCAGUGAAGAAGUGCAGCAACAAUCGGAACAGCCGCAUCCUCCGCUUUUCGAUAACGUGGAUAUCACUUCGCCGGACGAUGAGAACGAGAAUGAUAUCUUCGAGUCGGCUAUUCAGGAACCCCUCUCACCCGUAUUGGAGGAUGUUCCAACCGACGAGGCUGGCGAUGCAUUUAUCGAAAUCGUAGUUUCCGAUCCACAGAAAGUCGGUGAUGGUAUGGGAUCAUACCUUGCCUACAAAGUUUCCACGAAAACCAACAUAUUGAAGUUUAAAAAGCGACAAUUCUUUACGAUGCGACGCUUCAGUGAUUUCCUUGGGUUGCAUGAUCUGCUAGUUAGUAAAUAUCUUCGGCUGGGACGCAUUAUCCCACCGGCACCGGAGAAGAAUAUCAUCGGGACUACCAAGGUCAAAAUGGGCAGUCAACCACAGAGUGACCCAGGUACCGGAGCUAACCUGGAAUGGGUGGAAAACCGCCGGGCUUCGUUAGAGCGUUUCUUGAAUCGCGUAGCGCAGCAUCCAUUCCUGUGCCAGGAUACCGACUUUGUGAAUUUCCUCGAGAGCGACCAGGAACUACCCCGAGCGGUCAAUACUGCUGCGCUGAGUGGAGCCGGUGUCAUGCGACUGUUCAAUAAAGUUGGAGAAACGGUCAACAAAAUUACCUACAAAAUGGAUGAAACCGAUCCGUGGUUCAAUGAUAAAAUUACCGAAGUAGAAAACAUUGAUGCACAUAUGCAAAAGUUGCACUCGGCCAUCAAAGCGCUGGUCGCUCACCGACGGGAACUGGCCACCUUAACGGGAGGCGUAGCGAAAUCUGCCGCCCUGUUGAGUACAUGUGAAGAACACACCGGUCUUUCGCAGGCUCUGUCCCAGUUGGCUGACGUGGAGGAAAAGGUGGAAUUGCUUCGUUCGGAACAAGCCAACUCCGAUUUGUACAUCCUCUGCGAGACCAUUAAGGAUUACAUCGGAUUGUUCGGGGCAAUUAAAGAUGUUUUCCAUGAGCGGGUGAAAGUGUUUCAGAACUGGCAACAUGCCCAGAUGCAGUUGACAAAAAAGCGAGAAAAUAAGGCCAAGUUGGAAUUGCAGGAACGAAGAGACAAAUUGGAUUUCGCCCAGAAAGAAGUGGAGGAGUGGGAGGGAAAGGUGCAACGCUGUCAAAAAGAAUUCGACAACAUUUCCAGUGAAAUCAAGAAAGAGAUGGAACGCUUCGAACUGGCGCGUGCACGGGACUUCAAGUCCACUAUUAUCAAGUAUCUAGAGGAUCAGAUGGCGCAUCAGCAGCAGCAAAUGAAGUACUGGGAGGCGAUUGUGCCAGUGGCAAAGGAGAUUGCCUGAGACGAACUGAACGCAACGAAUACAUUCUGCACUGACGAUGGAACCAACAGGAGAAAGCUAUCAAACACACUGCGUCUCUCGAUUAAUUUAGCGGACGCCAACGCUAGAAUUUCAUAAAGUGCUCUAUUGUUCUUGUAAAUUUGCACUUUCAUACUUUCAACAAAAACAAAAAUGGGCAGAGCAAGUCAAACGUAAAUCUGAAGCUAACUUUGUAAGAACAUAGUCGACGAAGCUGUGGCGGAGCGUUAAUACUUCUUUCUAAGCUUCAUUACUAUAAGUAAACUUAUUAUUCUAUAACAUAGUGGAUUAUUAACAUAUUUUCGGAUAGCGGAACUCGAUAUAAGCCAAAAUGACCAAUGUUUUCUCUUUAUUGAAAUCGCAAUUUUUGUUCUUUAUUGUACAUAACUUAUCUUGAUUCUCGAAUUGCUCUGAGCCCGCUUAUGUCUGCAGGACAUAUCAAGCAUACUGCUGAUAUAAUCGUCUCGAGAUUCAGAAUGUACAUAUAAAUGUACCGAUAAAACGCGAUAAUUGUUCAUCAUGCUAACAUAUUACAAAACUGAUAAAUUGAUGAAUAUUGAAGAACUCCAAUGAAAAGUUAUUUAUUGACUUCUUUUCUGUCUCUAGAUUGGUAUUAUUUGAAACUGCAUGCAUCCUUUAUAAUUAUUACGAAGAACAUUGAAUAGAUUUUCUACGCAUAACGGAUUUUUGUAUCUCUUCCUAAACACUCAAAAUAAACAGAGUCCCGUCAUAUUGAACGAGAAUGAACCAGUAAUAGGUUCCGUAAAGACAAAUUGGUAUAAAACAAGCUAUGCAUCUGCGAAAUAGUAGAUAUUCCCGGUUACAAAACUUCUUAUGCUUGCAUUUAUGAUCUCGAUCUGCAUUAGGGAUUAUUUUCAGCACUAUAGGAAAUGGCCUGAAGAGUUUCAAAUUUUUUUGAUUUUAUUUUAUAGUUGUAAAACUAUACUUUCGUUUAUCAGCACUAGCCUGGUCAUUAUUAAUUCAUAUCGAGCCAAAGUUUGCAAUGAAACACGGUACCUUCAGCUGAAAAAACGUGUGUAAGCACUAAACAAUCAAAUCAAACCUCAACGCCAUCAGUGUUGACAUUGCCAUAUUGUCAUCACGAUGGCGCUAGUAUACUUUUCCGCUCGAGACAACAUUAAACUGCGGAAGUGAGUGCUGCUGUACUGUUCUCUUUGAUGUAUGCUUUCCUUUAUCAUCCAUCUACAUUUUUAUCGCUUUUUUCACAAAGUUCAAUUAAAAUCAGUUUUAGUAUUUUGGCAAGUUCAAUCGAUAUAUUGCGUCUAGUAUGAAAAUCAGUGUUAAUCCGGAACGCAUAAUUAUCGAUUUGGUCUAUACGUAUUCAAAAGCGAAAGUGAAACAUUCAUCAAAUUUGGGUUUAUCAAAAGUAACUUUAUUUCUGAACGCAUCAAGAGUUCUGAGCUUGAGCACAAGGAAAGCAUCCUAUUACGAACAGAUAUUUGAAUAGGGUAAAAUGCCCAAUAGUGGACUCCUACAAGUUUUUUUUUCCAAAACACUGAAUGUUGGGUUUACUUGGAAGCUGGAAAUUUCGCAUGCUUAUUGAUUACCGCCAUUAGCUCUUAUUCGACUUAUUUUUUAUAUUAAUUAAGAGCGUUCAAUGCCAAACAAAUGUAUAAAUUUGUAUGUUGUGUGACAAAGUACAAUUAUACUCUGGACGUAAAACUUUCAAUCCAAAAGAUCCCCUCGAUUGGACGAACAUCGAACAUGUCACCUGGUAAUGGUUAAAGUCCUUGCUUUUCCGAUUGGAUCACCACGACUAUUAUAUUUGUGGAUAAAUUUAGAUUUUUGUGUGUAACAGUUGGUGUAUAACCAAAAAAUAAUGAACCAGUUCUACAAUAGAGGUAAUAAACCAUAAAGGACGAUUGUCGCUGCGGUUCCCUUUGUUCUCGUUCCCAAACAUGUAGGAUACACAACUGUCAAAUCGUACUGAUUUUUUGUUUGACAUUUAACGCCCUAUCCUCCCCAGCAAAAGAUGUUUCACCAGUGACGACAGCGAUAAACUUCCUCUAUAGUUGAUUAUCUCUAUUAGUUCUACGUACUACAAUUGAAGCUACAUACGGCCACUUCACAAACUUCCGAUAAAUCAACAAAAAGUGCGUCUAAAUAUGUAGUUUUUCAAACGAAUAAAUUUUUGCCACAAUAAGUAUUUAUUGGCGAGUGUUCAAGAUGCAUUUUAUCAUAUUUCAUUUCAUUUCAAAAUAUAGGAAUCAAUUUCCAAUAUCAUCGUUUUUUCACUAUCAUUUGUGAUCAGCGCCGGAAAAAAAUCUCUAAAAUAAGAGGAAGUUGCCUUCUAUAUUUUGUUUUUGAUAGGCUUAAUAUGGGGGGUAUGAGAUAAAUUUAAAAAUACAAGCUGCGAUAACAAAAUUUGAAACUCUUCGGCCAAGACCUGUAUGAUAACUCAUUAAAGUCCAUCCCGUUAGAUUUACACUGCUUUACAAAUAAAAAAAAAGCGAAUUAUUACGUCCAAGUUGAACAAUCACUUAUUGAACGUAAGGCAUAACAUUAUCAGAACAUUCCAUAAUUCUUUUUUUAUAUUUGUACGUUUCAAACGAUCAAUGGUAGAUCUUCUAUAGGUGAAUAUUUCAACACCUUGCCUCGGAACAAUUUCCGCUUCGUCCUACAAUGCCCAAUUAUUGUUGAAUUAUUUAACCACGCUCAUCAUUGUUUCUGUAUGUGCUAUGUAAAAUAGCGUGUUUGUCUAAAAUAUAUUUCAUACAUCGGAAAAUGUAUAACAAAGAAUAAAUUAUUGUUAACUAUUUCUCUUUGAAAAAAUAUAUAACUGAGAGCUAUUGAUGAAAUAAAUAAUAAGUGAAUAUAAAAAAACUCCUUUAA
Messenger RNA from Armigeres subalbatus, 4576 nucleotides. It is a transcript of the gene Snx1, whose product is annotated as sorting nexin-2. Bases 359 to 1705 code for a protein of 448 amino acids. The transcript is spliced from 5 exons. Gene Ontology annotation, molecular function: phosphatidylinositol binding. NCBI's taxonomy places the organism in Eukaryota, Metazoa, Arthropoda, Insecta, Diptera, Culicidae. Gene Ontology annotation, cellular component: endosome; endosome membrane. Gene Ontology annotation, biological process: early endosome to Golgi transport. The record is from RefSeq and is a predicted model, not a curated record.